This is a messenger RNA of Penicillium cataractarum, 1443 nucleotides long. RefSeq lists its product as uncharacterized. Bases 1 to 1443 code for a protein of 480 amino acids. Lineage: Eukaryota; Fungi; Ascomycota; Eurotiomycetes; Eurotiales; Aspergillaceae. The record is from RefSeq and is a predicted model, not a curated record. The transcript has 5 exons.
AUGCCUUCUAAGAAUAUGGAUUCGGCUUGGAGACCAGCGCCCGACUCUCAACCUCAACAAGGGGCCCAGUCUUCUUCGGAAUUUCUCUGGGUGGACUGCCAAGAUGGAAAGUCGCAGGAUGCGGCGGUCGCUCGGAACGCACAGGCUUUCUUGCAGACGAAAUAUCACAAAAUGCGGCGCCAAGCGCAACUACAACAAUUGAAAGCGUCUAUGAAAGCACUUCCCCCUUCGAAAUCUCCUUCGGCCUCUACUCCCAAGAAUGAGACUUCCUCGGAGAAAGACGACCGUCAACUCACAGUCAUUCAGAAGGAUCACCGAGUACAUCGAUCCCUUCAACCGAAAGUGGAGGAUAUUCUUCCUGUUGUAUCCCCGCGCGUAAAACAGAGUGUGGAUUUCUACUUUGACUACUUCAGAGUUCAAGGUUCACGCAGAUGGUACCCAAUGGGCCAAAGUGAAAUGCUGAACUGUAUACUUCGCCAAUCCUUCGACCAUCCUUCACUUAUGGAAGUUAUCUUGUCAAUGAGUGCCUAUGACUAUGCCAUGAAAUUCAAAGCACAGCCACAAGGCACGAGUCCAGUCGUGUAUAGAUCUCUACAAGACGCUUUUUAUAUACGUUCUCACGUUAUUCGGUCCAUCCGGAACUUACUGGAUAAGCCAGCGGAAAUAUUCUCUGAGGCUGCAGUGCUACUCAUUGGGCACCUGUUUGUUACAGAGGCACUUGAGGGGAAUAUAGAGGCAGUUGACGCCCACACUGACGGACUUCGAAGAAUUGUCGAGGUUUUAGGCGGCGUGGAAAAAAUAGGCGAGUGGCCUCUAGCAAAUGUCUAUUCCUGUGACCCUAUACGAGGUCUUCUCAAAGACUGCCCGCUGGUCUUUGAUAUCCCGAAAGCUUGGGAGACAGAGUCUCUUCGAGCACUUUCCGAAAGAGCAAAACCGUUUCGGAAAGGACAUCCCCGGCUCGGUACUUCCUUUUCCCACUCUCAUAUUCACCCUCGCCUAAAGAUGAUUAUCAGAUCUUUGGAAGAUAUCAUCUGUAUAUACGAGGAGACCCUUCGCUUGAACAUAGAUCUGGCCAUGCCUGAUCACAACUGUGCCCUACUUCUAAGCAAUCGACUUCAUUCAGUGCCGUUCGAUUAUGCUCUUUCUCCUUUCAAUGAGUCAAUUCGACUUACACUCAUGCUUUAUAUGCUCACACGGAUGUGGGAAUUCCAAGCAAGUGUCGAAGGCCUUGUUCGAAAGCUACAAGAUCGCUUAGAGGAGACUCUAGGAUAUCUAGAGAGCUCAGCUCCCAACCUUUUAUUCUGGAUUCUCUUCAAUGGUGCCUUUGCUUCUGCAAGAUUCGAAUGUCAUGCAUGGUUCGUCUCACGACUUAAAAGCCUUGCCAGAGAGUUGUUUCUUAUGAAUGGCCUUCUAUUCGCCACUAAAAUCCGUCCGGUUGUUUAA